This is a messenger RNA of Papilio machaon (common yellow swallowtail), 2942 nucleotides long. RefSeq names its product piggyBac transposable element-derived protein 4. The transcript has 6 exons. The record is from RefSeq and is a predicted model, not a curated record. Lineage: Eukaryota; Metazoa; Arthropoda; Insecta; Lepidoptera; Papilionidae. The coding region runs from base 177 to 2387 and encodes 736 amino acids.
AAUCGUAUUAGAAUGAACGAUCUGUCACUCUCAAAUAUAAUUUAGCACGUCGUCUAGUACAAAAAAACUUGAAAUUUGUUGUUAUAAACUGUGAUCAGUUCAGUCAGCGAUUGCCGCGAAUUACCGCUUGUUUUGCUGAACUUUUUCAAUUUUGUGUGAUUUCAACAGGAAUAACCAUGGAACAUACUACCAAUGACAACAAUGGCGAAACCCGAGGGCGCCGAAUUGUGCCUGCAAGGGGUGGUCGUGGUGUACGUGGUGGACGGGGUGUACGUAGUGGACGCGGUGGACGUGGUGUACGUGGUGGACGUGGCAGCAUGACAGCCCGUAGCAGCAUAAGAGGAGUGAGAACGCGUGCUGGGCAACGUGGUGACAAGACUUUGGUUUCUGCACCAAUGUUUUGUGGUAUGCUGGAGGAUCUACCAGAGGGCAAACCUUUGGAGAUGGCAAUUCAUCCUAAAAGGGCGAGGGUCCUCCCUGCUGCUGUGGUCAAAAACCCAAGCUACGUUGAAUGUGGUGCGAGCAGUGGAGCAAGCACACCAAAUACCACGCCGCCUGUAAACCGCGAUCGCCAUUGGUCGAAAAUAAGGUCACCCCUCCUUGAUGAUGAAAAAAGUGCUUUAUUUAAUUAUGGCAGUGAGGAGGAGUCAGGCGAAGAAGAAGAAGGGGUUACCCAGUCGGUAAUGGUUGCCCGGGUGGCAAGGAUGUUUGUGGACGAAGCGGAUGAGGAAGUUGAAAAUGGUUGUAUCAAUAUUAAUUUGGAGUGGCCUCCUCGUCCAUCAGUUUGUGACCCAACGCCCCCUUCGCCGUCGCCUCCUUCGCAGCUGCCUGCUUCGCCGUCGCCCGCCUCACCGACGCCUAAUUUGGAAGUUUCAAUGGAGCCAAGCGAAAAAUUUAAAUUUGACUGGAGAGCAUUUUCAAUGCCUCAAAUUAACCCUUAUUUGAGGCGAGAACCGUUCUCGCAAAAUGUUGGCCCUGCGGUUUCUUUCACGAAUCCAUACGAAGCAUUUACUGCCAUAUGGGAUCGUGAAAUAAUUGAAGUUAUUGUCAGAGAAACCAACAUUUAUGCACAGCAGCUGACAACGAUCAUGUUGGCGAAUGGGACCAUCUGUCCUAAUAGCCGGAUUACUCGUUGGCAAGAUACGAAUGUAAACGAAGUUUACACGUAUUUUGCCAUCGUUCUGGCUAUGGGCGUAGUGGUCAAAAGUCGAUUAGAGGAGUACUGGAAUACCUCUAAAGAUAUUUUCAGAACUCCUGGCUUCUCCACGGAGAUGACUAUUGAUCGUUAUCAGCUGCUGUCGAAAUGCCUUCAUUUCAAUAAUAAUUCCAAUUGUCACCCUAAAUUGUUGACGCGUCCGCAGGCUAAACUUUACAAAAUCCAACCAAUAUUAGUCCACCUCAAUACAAAAUUUUCCCGUUUAUAUAAUUUGUCCCAGAAUGUGGCUCUUGACGAGAGUCUCACCAUGUGGAAGGGUUGGCUUGAUAUAAACCAAUUCAUCCGUAACAAAGCAGCGACAGUUGGGAUCAAAACAUACGAAUUAUGUGAAUCCCAAACUGGUUAUUUGUGGCGUUUUGAAGUACACGCUGGUCAUGAUACUUCGGGAGUACAAGAAGACGAUCCAGUUUCUGGGAUUGUACCAGCUCUCGUGCUCAAACUUUUAAAUGGUCUUGAGCAUAGAGGGCACACAAUAUGGAUGGAUAAUUUCUACAACUCUCCUGCACUAGCGCGAGAACUUAAGGUCCGUGGAUUUGACUGCGUGGGAACGCUUCGCACAAACCGCCAAUUCGUACCAUCUGAAUUGGCGAGUAUUACAAAAAAAGACAUGACAGUCGGUCAAGUGUUCGGUUGCACCUCGGGAGAUGUGGAUCUUAUGUUGUGGAGGGAUAAAAACCUCGUGGCUUUUGUUUCAACAUACCAUGGUCUCGCAACUACCAGGUGUGGCGAUACGCUGAAGCCGACUGUCGUGCAGGACUACAAUAUAUGUAUGGGUGGCGUAGAUCGCAAAGACCAGCAGCUUGCAAUGUAUCCCAUUGAGAGAAAACGAACAAGAGUGUGGUACAAAAAAUUUUUUAGAAAACUGUUGAACGUUAGUGUCCUUAACUCCUACAUUUUACUUAACAAAAAUCGGACAUUGACACAUCGCAAAUUUCGGAAGGCGUUAGUAACUGAUUUGUUGGCAGCGCAUAAACCCCCUGCACCCAAAGCACCCAUCCCAGCAGCAGUACACUCUCCUGCACAGUAUGACUUCAUCAAGCCUGGUAAGCCAGACCGACUUAAGCGCCAAUGCGCAGUCUGUAAGAAGCGUACGGUUACAUACUGUAAAGUUUGCAAUGUGCCAAUGUGUGUUUUCACUUGUUACGAGCCGUACCACACUCGGCUUAAGUAGGUAGGUACUAAAAAUAUUUAGGUAGGUAGGUAUUAUUGAGUAUGGAGAGAGAGGAGAGAGGCCUUUGACCAGCAAUGGGACACAAACGGCUGAAUAAGAUACCAUUCAUAUUGUUGUGAAGUACUAGAUAAAAUGCUGCACUAUGGUGUUGAAAAGGCGCACAAUUACUAUUGAAAUGAUGGCAUUUGUAUGAGUGUUUUGUUUAUUUAAAUUUUCAAUUUGAUUUUUUUAGUCUCAUGCAGAACACAAAAGUAAAGUUAAUUUUACUUGCAAUUAAAUAGAUAAAAAAAAAUCGAAAAAAAAGAUCAUGAUCAAAAGAUUGAUUGAACAAAUCAGUCGUAUCCAUACUAUUUAAAUUCAUGGGGCAAAUAUGUUAAUUUUUUACUAUGUUAAUAGCAUGGUUUUUGUUAUUUCUCUUUCUAACAUGUAGAUAUAUAAAUCUUGAAUAAUUCAUAAUUAUAACACUUAUGUAUACAAGUGUGUUAUAAAUAUUACUCCACCGUUGGGGAUUCGAUAAAGCAGAUAAUUUCCUACAUAUUACAGUUUUGACCAUUU